CCUCUAUCUUCCUGUAGAAGUGAUUGAGUGUCCCAUUGACCUAUACUUCGUGAUGGACUCCUCUGAGAGCAUCGCCCUGCAGCAGCCCCCUCCAGGAAGCCUGGUGAAGAGGGUGGCAGAGUGGACCAGGGAGUUUGCCCUGAGGCUCCGGGAGGAGGUGUACAACAGACAGGUGAAGAUCAGCUGGUUUAUGGGGGGACUCCACUUCUCCCAGACACAGGAGCUCUUCAGUGAGAUCACCAGCAGAGAUAAAUUUGUCAAGAAUAUGGAUGCUAUCGACUGGUUAAAGUCUUACCUGGGCAAAGGUAAGACCGCCAACCCACAUUAGCAUACUUCUUCUUUAUGGAUCUAGCAUACUUCCAGUCAGCAUGUCAAUGUUCUGAACAGUAGUGUGUUGAGAACCUUCCAGUCAGCAUGUCAACGUUCUGAACAGUAGUGUGUUGAGAACCUUCCAGUCAGCACGUCAAUGUUCUGAACAGUAGUGUGUUGAGAACCUUCCAGUCAGCAUGUCAAUGUUCUGAACAGUAGUGUGUUGAGAACCUUCCAGUCAGCAUGUCAAUGUUCUGAACAGUAGUGUGUUGAGAACCUUCCAGUCAGCAUGUCAAUGUUCUGAACAGUAGUGUGUUGAGAACCUUCCAGUCAGCAUGUCAAUGUUCUGUACAGUAGUGUGUUGAGAACCUUCCAGUCAGCAUGUCAAUGUUCUGUACAGUAGUGUGUAUCCUGUGCAUAUGACAAAUGAACAUUGAUUUGAUUUCAGGUACCUACACUGACUGUGCCCUGGACAAGAUGACCGAGGAGAUGCAGCGCCACGAUCUCCGGGGACACAACUCUGUCCGCUUCGCUGUGGUGGUCACUGACGGCCAUGUGACUGGUGCCCCCUGUGGGGGGGUCAAGGUGUCUGCAGAACGGGCUAGAGACCAGGUACGAGGGGCAUACACAGUACAGGUCUUUAAAUCGAGGGGCAGACACAGUACAGGUCUUUAAAUCGAGGGGCAGACACAGUACAGGUCUUUAAAUCGAGGGGCAGACACAGUACAGGUCUUUAAAUCGAGGGGCAGACGCAGUACAGGUCUUUAAAUCGAGGGGCAGACGCAGUACAGGUCUUUAAAUCGAGGGGCAGACGCAAUGCAGGUCUUUAAAUCGAGGGGCAGACGCAGUACAGGUCUUUAAAUCGAAGGGCAGACGCAAUGCAGGUCUUUAAAUCGAGGGGCAGACGCAGUACAGGUCUUUAAAUCGAGGGGCAGACGCAAUGCAGGUCUUUAAAUCGAGGGGCAGACGCAGUACAGGUCUUUAAAUCGAGGGGCAGACGCAGUACAGGUCUUUAAAUCAAGUUUGCAAAUCCAUAUUUUUAGCCUUUAAUCAGUGAUGUUACUGUAUAGGUCAGUGAUGUUGCUGUACAGGUCAGUGAUGUUGCUGUACAGGUCAGUGAUGUUGCUGUACAGGUCAGUGAUGUUGCUGUACAGGUCAGUGAUGUUGCUGUACAGGUCAGUGAUGUUGCUGUACAGGUCAGUGAUGUUACUGUUUAUUCAUCUUGUUUUAUAUUACUUUAUUAAUCCAUUUUAUUAUUUUCGCUUGUUGUUUUACUGUAAAUGUAUUGAUUGGAAAUGCUCUUGAAAUAGUUGAUUUGAUUUGACCAAUCACAGCGCAUCAGCUUGUUCUCAGUAGCUGCUUCCAAGGUGGUGGAGGAAGCAGGGAUGGGGCUGAUCGCUAGCUCUCCUGCAGGGGUCUACCGCUCCGACUACAUGGCUGUCAAUGUCACAGGUGGGACUCAUUUGCAUGUUUAACCUAACACGUCAUUUAAUUGGUUAAUUGACAGAUCAUGUCAUCCUAACUCUGUGUAUUUAAACCCCCCAGUUUUUUUUUUUUUUUUGGGUUGUGGACAGCUGCCCACAGGAAGUGAAUGCAGUCUAGAGGCAUGCUGGAUCCCAGGGUUUUUAGGAUGUGACUGCUUUGUUUGUUGAGAUCACGUGGAUAAUGGAGUUGUUUGAGCUAUGGAGAUUUUGAGAAAAUGGACGCCUGCCUCCUGGGCUGCAUCACUUCCUGUAUCCCUUUUUAUUUUCUUGGUUUGUUUGUUUGUCUGAUUUAAACUAGCAUAGUAGUUACAGUUCAAAAGUAAGAUAAAUUAUAUUUAUAGAAGCAAAGCAAUUGAACGAAAAUGGGGACUGGAAUGUGUUUGGAACUAAAUAAUGGAAAACAUGCCUUAAAAAAUGUAAUGUUGAAAACUGUCCUUUUGUUGUCUGCCUCUGUUUCACUGUGCCUGCUCAACCCAGACCUUAAAGCCUGUCACAGUCCACCAUGUGACUCCUCCACUGGGAAAAUAGUCACAUCAUCCAUCAACAACAUUAUCAAAGCUAUGGUGAUUAUAUGUAGUGUUUUAUCCAGCUUUGAAUAUUCAUGUCUGAAACAUUUUCUAUGAUCAUAUAUCUAGGGCUGUCAAACGAUUUGCUAUUAAUCGCAAAUUCCGAAUUUUGGUCAAAGUGUGCUGUAUUUUAAGAUUUUUCAUACAAAAAAACAUUACAAAAAUAUUGACAUCUUGAUUUUGUCUAAAGUAGGAAAAUUGAGAAAUCACACUUUAUUUAAAAAUGUGCAAUUAAAAAUGUGCACUAAAAUUACAAAAAGUGAACUAGAGUUAACUGAAUAACGCUGACAGCCCUAGAUAUUUCAUUUAGUAUUCUAUUUUUGAUACCAGUUUUUCCAAAACAAACAUCUUCAAGUCUUUUUGUUUCCACUUCUCUACAGAAAUAUCAAGCCUAUCUGCAGGUAACUAAGAGUCUGUAACCUGAUGCUUCUGAACAUUUCUAUCCAACGGAUAUAUCUUCAUUUUCCUUGUAUGUAACGCUGUUUACUUCACAAUGUUUUUCUCCAUGAAUUCUCCAGUGUUCCAAACUCCAGUGUCUGGAGCUUCCAGGUCCCCCAGGUCCGAAGGGAAACCCAGGACCAAAGGUGAGCUUCCUUAAUUAAGUAAAACAUCUGAGAUUUUUGCAAGAAUGAAAUGUGUUUAUUCAUGUUUGUUUUAUGAAGAGUUUGUUUAUGUUUAUUUUAAUGCAUCUGUUUAUUUUAGGGAGUGAAAGGAGGAGUUGGGCUUUCAGGCGCUAAAGGAACCAAAGGAAAACAGGUAGGUGUUCUGACUACAGAAACACUGACAAGGGAACCUAGACAUUUAUAUAUAUUUCCAUAUAAAAAAAUAUAUAUAUAUUUUCUUCCAAAGAAUGUAGAUGAUAAUGUUUUUAUUAUUUGUGUUCAGGGGGACUCUGGUAUUGAAGGUCCGAUUGGUCCCGCAGGUCACAAGGUUGGUGUGUGUCUGGCUUUCCUCCCUAACCAAUACAGAUAUUCACCUUAUAGUGGAUCCGGACUAUUUUUUUCAACCUGUCUUUGUUUGCUUCUGUUUAGGGUGCGAUUGGUCUGAAAGGUGAAAAGGUAAGAAUAACUCAACAUUAUUCUAGUAAUUAUCAUGUGUAAAUCUUAUCAUUUUUUUAAUCAACAUUUUUAAACGAGACACGGAUUUGAUCUUUCCCCAGGGUGAAUUUGGAUCAGGUGGAACCAAGGUAAACUACACUAUUGAUUCUGACAUAAACGUUCUGAGUGUGUACGCCUUCACUUCUAUUUCUUACCGGAUAUGCUAUACUUUCCUAUUUUAACACUCUGAAUGACGUCUCAAUCACCAGGGAGUGUCAGGAGAACACGGCAGGGAUGGGACAGAUGGGCAGAAGGUACGAGGUGCUGCCACACUUCCCCUUGAACUGUAACAGGAGCCAAGGGGAACCCUGAGAAGAUGACCACCAACCUGUCACUCGGGUCCAGGCCCAUUGGGUCUAUACGGGAGGGUUGAUUAAUGUGGAUACAAGCAAUUCGCUACACCCGCAAUAACAUCUGCUAAAAAAAAAAUGGAUUUGAUUUGUUUUAAUUUAAUUUGAUACUAAUAGGAAUCUUUUCUGUGGUCAUUCUCAGGGUAAAAUUGGUCGGAUCGGAACUUAUGGUUGUAAAGGAGAUCCGGGUGAAAGGGUAAGUAAAACGUUAUCCUACAGUACGUUACGUAUACAGUACACACACACACACACACACACAAUAAUGAAUGCAGUAAAAUGUUGAUGUGAUAACAAGGAAUGGCCUCUUACUACUGAUGUUUUUGAAAGGGCCCAGAUGGUCAUCCGGGAAGUGCUGGUGAUAUAGGACCGCCCGGUGACCACGGAGAGAAGGUACCUGAGAGAACCCUCAGUCCGUCAAGGCUACUACAAUACCUCCUGUACCACAGAAACUCCAGACUUAGUUUAUGUAGUGUUUUAAAGACAACUGCGUUUACUAAACUUAGUUUAUGUACAGUUUUUUAUAGACCACUGUGUUUAAUGUGUGAAUGUUGAUGAUUCUAGGGAGACCCUGGUCAUAAUGGCAAACCAGGUCCCGCUGGACCUCCUGGAGAAGCUGGACUACCGGUACAGUAAUGGCAUCAUAAUACACUCUCACCUGGACCUAACAGUAACAACAAUACAAUACAUGCAGAUGUAAGGUACGCUAGCUAACGACAUCACAACUCAAGGAGGAUUCUCUCUCUGAAGAUGACAUGAAGAGUCAGUUGUUAUCACAUUGACACAUCCUCUAAUCGUUCUUCUUCCUUGCAGAGUUAUCCAGGAAGCCCUGGAAUUCCAGGCUCACCGGGAAUAAAAGGAAAACCAGUGAGUGACUUACAUAGACCUGGCUAUCCUUAUCAUUAGAAGUGACUUACAUAGACCUGGCUAUCCUUAUCAUUAGUACGGUAGUGCUGUAGUUCAUUGGAUCAGUAGUUCAGUAGUUCAGUAGUGCAGUAGUUCAGUAGUGCUGUAGUUCAGUAGUUCAGUAGUUCAGUAGUUCAGUAGUUCAGUAGUGCUGUAGUUCAGUAGUUCUGUAGUUCAGUAGUGCAGUAGUUCAGUAGUUCAGUAGUUCAGUAGUGCUGUAGUUCAGUAGUGCAGUAGUUCAGUAGUGCUGUAGUUCAGUAGUGCUGUAGUUCAGUAGUUCAGUAGUGCAGUAGUUCAGUAGUGCAGUAGUUCAGUAGUUCAGUAGUGCAGUAGUUCAGUAGUGCAGUAGUUCAGUAGUUCAGUAGUGCUGUAGUUCAGUAGUGCAGUAGUUCAGUAGUUCAGUAGUGCUGUAGUGCAGUAGUGCUUUAGUUCAGUAGUUCAGUAGUGCAGUAGUUCAGUAGUUCAGUAGUGCUGUAGUUCAGUAGUGUUGUAGUUCAGUAGUUCAGUAGUUCAGUAGUUCAGUAGUGCUGUAGUUCAGUAGUGCAGUAGUUCAGUAGUUCAGUAGUGCUGUAGUUCAGUAGUGUUGUAGUUCAGUAGUUCAGUAGUUCAGUAGUUCAGUAGUUCAGUAGUUCAGUAGUGCUGUAGUUCAGUAGUUCAGUAGUUCAGUAGUGCUGUAGUUCAGUAGUGCAGUAGUUCAGUAGUUCAGUAGUGCUUUAGUUCAGUAGUUCAGUAGUGCAGUAGUUCAGUAGUUCAGUAGUUCAGUAGUGCUGUAGUACAGUAGUUCAGUAGUUCAGUAGUGCUUUAGUUCAGUAGUUCAGUAGUGCAGUAGUUCAGUAGUUCAGUAGUGCUGUAGUACAGUAGUUCAGUAGUUCAGUAGUGCUUUAGUUCAGUAGUUCAGUAGUGCAGUAGUUCAGUAGUUCAGUAGUGCUGUAGUACAGUAGUUCAGUAGUUCAGUAGUGCUUUAGUUCAGUAGUUCAGUAGUGCAGUAGUUCAGUAGUUCAGUAGUUCAGUAGUUCAGUAGUGCUGUAGUACAGUAGUUCAGUAGUUCAGUAGUGCUUUAGUUCAGUAGUUCAGUAGUGCAGUAGUUCAGUAGUUCAGUAGUUCAGUAGUGCAGUAGUUCUUCAAUCUAAACUAACUGAUUCCUAAUUCCUGAUUCUUUCAGGGACUCAACGGUGGACCGGGACCAAAAGGCCAACCUGUACGCUGACUUGGCUAAGUGAUACAUUCUGAAAUGAUAAGUUAAAUAUUAAAUGCAAAGGGAUGGCUUUUGUUAAACAAUAAAUAUUGUCUACAUGUCUGUCGUUAGGGGCGACCAGGAGACCCUGGACCUAAGGGACUUCAUGGACGAGCUGGACCUAAAGGAGGCGAGGUCUGUCACCGUUCACAGGGUGGUUGUGUGAUACAGGACAUACUAUAUAGGAAAUGUUAUGCUACACUCUUAGAAAUGUAUUUUCCCACCUAGAUCCCAGUGGGAGAACCAUUGAAAAUGUAGAACCCUUUCCGCAGAGGUUUCUAAAUGUUGUACAUGGAACCCAAAAGGGUUCUUAAAAGGGUUCUCCGACGGGAACAGUCGAAGAACCUUUUUGGAACCUUAAUUUCUAAGCGUGUACAUUCUGUAAUACCAAUAGAUACAAUACAGUUGAAGUCUGUUUCAGUUCCUGCUGCAUUCAGACAGAUUCCAGGCAAACUGCCCAUAACAAAAACAAUGGCUGACUGAAAAUAUGAUGUCUGUUUGUGUAAAUAUUUGUCCAUGAAUAUUGAGUUCAAACUAAGCCUAAUGUAUUCUGUCAUUCCCAGGGUGAACCUGGUCUACAAGGGAAGCCAGGUCCUCAUGGGGAUAUCGGCCUCAAAGGAUCUAAGGUCAGAGAAACGGAGAAGAGAAUUUUGCAUUCUGGGUACAUGAUUCAGCAGUAACUCCCAUGGAAACAUAGACAGACAACACAGGGGGUUUCUCACUAAGAUACAGUACACUCCUUCUUUCAUAGAACAUUGGAAUUCUUGGUGCACUGACAAAUCAUUCGGGCUGAAAUACCAAUAUCUUUCAACCCACACAUAUUACACAAUAUUGAUAUUUUAAGGAUGUUAUUAAUUAUUCUAAAUUGUUCAUAUUUGUACUGUAGUCAGUGAUUCCAAAUGCAUGUCAAAAUGAGUAAUGAUGAGUUUUGAGAUGAAGCCAUUCCAGAGCUAAUGAGAAGCUGUUUUAGGGAUUUUCAAGACCUCAGCACCUGAUUCCCCUUUUUUGUUUAAACUGGGCUGAAGCAAGUUUGGGUACAUCUCUCUCUCUCUCUCUCUCUCUCUCUCUCUCUCUCUCUCUCUCUCUCUCUCUCUCUCUCUCUCUCUCUCUCUCUCUCUCUCUCUCUCUCUCUCUCUCUCUCUCUCUCUCUCUCUCUCUCUCUCUCUGUCUCUGUCUCUGUCUCUGUCUCUCUGUCUCUGUCUCUGUCUCUGUCUCUCUCUCUGUCUCUACUCAGAAGUUCCAAAAUAAUAAAGACAUUUCAAAUGUCAUAUUAUGUCUAUAUACAGUGUUGUAACGCUGUGCAAAUAGUUAAGAUACGAAAGGGAAAAUAAAUAAACAUAAAUAUGGUGUUAUGAUGAGUUUCUCUGGUGUCAAGUAAUUCAGGAUGCAAGAAUAUACUUAAACAAUUACAAGGGGAGUUAAUACAUAAUAUUUAAUAGAUACAGUACCGGGUUCGUCUAACAAAUGGCACAUGCUUUGCCUCUUGUCAUCCGAACUCCUAGACAAAGAAAACCUCUCAGUUUAUAUACUUCAUGUUACACGUUUCUUCAACAACAUCUGUUAACCAUCAGUGGGCACUCCCUCCUUUGAUGGUAUUAUCUUGUACCCCAAGUCAGUAUAUUCUAUCUAUCAAUCAUUCUAAGAUAAACCCCAGUAAUCUCCCUCGAUAUACUGGAAUCCUUGUUAUUCAGACUCUGAGGCACCAAGAGUCACUUAUCUAGUAAAUGUAACCUUGUUUACAUUUACAUUUUAAUCAUUUAGCAGACGCUCUUAUCCAGAGCGACUUACAGUUAGUGAGUGCAUACAUUAUCUUUUAUACCCCCCGUGGGAAUCGAACCCACAACGCUGGCGUUGCAAACGCCAUGCUCUACCAACUGAGCUACAUCCCUGCCGGCCAUUCCCUCCCCUCCCCUGGACGACGCUGGGCCAAUUGUGCGCCGCCCCAUGGGUCUCCCGGUCGCGGCCGGCUACGACAGAGCCUGGAUAAUUGUUCCCACAACACCAUGAAAAGACAUCAUAACAUAUGGGUUGAAUUUACAAUGGUGUUUGAUCUUCACUGGUUGCCCUUUUCCUGGCCUCUUCUCUCUCUGUGUGUGUGUGUGUGUGUGCGUGUGCGUGUGCGUGUGCGUGUGCGUGUGCGUGUGCGUGUCCCCUCCCUCUGUUUGUUUAGGGAGGUCCAGGGCUGCCAGGUCCAAGAGGACAUCAUGGAGAUAAUGGACCAGAUGGACCGAUGGUAUGUUGCUACUAUGACUAAUGCUACUCUACGACCACUACUCUACUAUCGUUACUACUGGUAUGAUACUGCUUAUACUACUCUACUGCUACUAAUAUUGCUACUGCUACUACUACGCUACUACUGCUACUACUACUACUACUACUACUGCUACUACUACUACUACUACUGCUACUACUACUACUACUACUACUACUACUACCACCACUACUACUACUACUCUACUCUACUCUAUUCUAAGAUAUCCUCCUGUUCUGAUCUUAUUGUUUGGCUGUUGCCAUGUCUACAUUUUGAGCAUACUGCGACAGUCUUCUCAUCUAAAUAAAGGUUAAAUAAAUACAUCUACAUUUUGGAAAUUGUUUAUUUAUUGAUGGUAGUCUAUACAUAUGUAUUUCAGUGACUAUGACUGCCAUGUGGGUAAAUUAAAAAAUAAAUUAAAAAAAGGAACUUGAAUACUUUAUGCAGAUAGUACUCAGUAUGGCAUCUCUGUGUUACAGGGUGCUGCUGGAGAGACUGGCGAUCCUGGACAGACUGGACCUCAUGGAGAUCCUGGACCAAAGGUUGGGUUAUAUAGAUCCUGGACCAAAGGUUGGGUUAUAUAGAUCCUGGACCUAGGGUUGGGUUAUAUAGAUCCUGGACCUAGGGUUGGGUUAUAUAGAUCCUGGACCUAGUGUUGGGUUAUAUAGAUCCUGGACCUAGGGUUGGGUUAUAUAGAUCCUGGACCUAGGGUUGGGUUAUAUAGAUCCUGGACCUAGGGUUGGGUUAUAUAUAUCCUGGACCUAGUGUUGGGUUAUAUAGAUCCUGGACCUAGGGUUGGGUUAUAUAGAUCCUGGACCUAGGGUUGGGUUAUAUAGAUCCUGGACCUAGGGUUGGGUUAUAUAGAUCCUGGACCUAGGGUUGGGUUAUAUAGAUCCUGGACCUAGGGUUGGGUUAUAUAGAUCCUGGACCUAGUGUUGAGUUAUAUAGAUCCUGGACCUAGUGUUGGGUUAUAUAGAUCCUGGACCUAGGGUUGGGUUAUAUAGAUCCUGGACCUAGGGUUGGGUUAUAUAGAUCCUGGACCUAGGGUUGGGUUAUAUAGAUCCUGGACCUAGGGUUGGGUUAUAUAGAUCCUGGACCUAGGGUUGGGUUAUAUAGAUCCUGGACCUAGGGUUGGGUUAUAUAGAUCCUGGACCUAGUGUUGGGUUAUAUAGAUCCUGGACCUAGGGUUGGGUUAUAUAGAUCCUGGACCAAAGGUAGGGUUGGGUUAUAUAGAUCCUGGACCUAGUGUUGGGUUAUAUAGAUCCUGGACCUAGGGUUGGGUUAUAUAGAUCCUGGACCUAGGGUUGGGUUAUAUAGAUCCUGGACCUAGUGUUGGGUUAUAUAGAUCCUGGACCUAGGGUUGGGUUAUAUAGAUCCUGGACCAAAGGUAGGGUUGGGUUAUAUAGAUCCUGGACCUAGGGUUGGGUUAUAUAGAUCCUGGACCUAGGGUUGGGAUAUAUAGAUCCUGGACCAAAGGUAGGGUUGGGUUAUAUAGAUCCUGGACCAAAGGUAGGGCUGGGUUAUAUAGAUCCUGGACCUAGGGUUGGUUUAUAUAGAUCCUGGACCUAGGGUUGGGUUAUAUAGAUCCUGGACCAAAGGUAGGGUUGGGUUAUAUAGAUCCUGGACCUAGGGUUGGGUUAUAUUGAUCCUGGAACUAGGGUUGGGUUAUAUAGAUCCUGGACCUAGGGUUGGGUUAUAUAGAUCCUGGACCUAGUGUUGGGUUAUAUAGAUCCUGGACCUAGGGUUGGGUUAUAUAGAUCCUGGACCUAGGGUUGGGUUAUAUAGAUCCUGGACCUAGGGUUGGGUUAUAUAGAUCCUGGACCUAGUGUUGGGUUAUAUAGAUCCUGGACCUAGGGUUGGGUUAUAUAGAUCCUGGACCAACGGUAGGGUUGGGUUAUAUAGAUCCUGGACCUAGUGUUGGGUUAUAUAGAUCCUGGACCUAGUGUUGGGUUAUAUAGAUCCUGGACCAAAGGUAGGGUUGGGUUAUAUAGAUCCUGCACCUAGUGUUGGGUUAUAUAGAUCCUGGACCUAGGGUUGGGUUAUAUAGAUCCUGGACCAAAGGUAGGGUUGGGUUAUAUAGAUCCUGGACCUAGUGUUGGGUUAUAUAGAUCCUGGACCUAGGGUUGGGUUAUAUAGAUCCUGGACCUAGGGUUGGGUUAUAUAGAUCCUGGACCUAGGGUUGGGUUAUAUAGAUCCUGGACCAAAGGUAGGGUUGGGUUAUAUAGAUCCUGGACCUAGGGUUGGGUUAUAUAGAUCCUGGACCUAGGGUUGGGUUAUAUAGAUCCUGGACCUAGUGUUGGGUUAUAUAGAUCCUGGACCUAGGGUUGGGUUAUAUAGAUCCUGGACCAACGGUAGGGUUGGGUUAUAUAGAUCCUGGACCUAGUGUUGGGUUAUAUAGAUCCUGGACCUAGUGUUGGGUUAUAUAGAUCCUGGACCAAAGGUAGGGUUGGGUUAUAUAGAUCCUGGACCUAGUGUUGGGUUAUAUAGAUCCUGGACCUAGGGUUGGGUUAUAUAGAUCCUGGACCAAAGGUAGGGUUGGGUUAUAUAGAUCCUGGACCUAGUGUUGGGUUAUAUAGAUCCUGGACCUAGGGUUGGGUUAUAUAGAUCCUGGACCAAAGGUAGGGUUGGGUUAUAUAGAUCCUGGACCUAGGGUUGGGUUAUAUAGAUCCUGGACCUAGGGUUGGGUUAUAUAGAUCCUGGACCUAGUGUUGGGUUAUAUAGAUCCUGGACCUAGUGUUGGGUUAUAUAGAUCCUGGACCUAGGGUUGGGUUAUAUAGAUCCUGGACCUAGUGUUGGGUUAUAUAGAUCCUGGACCUAGGGUUGGGUUAUAUAGAUCCUGGACCAAAGGUAGGGUUGGGUUAUAUACAUCCUGGACCUAGUGUUGGGUUAUAUAGAUCCUGGACCUAGGGUUGGGUUAUAUAGAUCCUGGACCAAAGGUAGGGUUGGGUUAUAUACUGUAGAUCCUGGAUCAAAGGUGGGAUUGAGUUAUAAUAUACAUUCUGGACCAAAGGUGGGAUUGAGUCAUGUAGAUCCUUGACUAAAAGUGGGGUUGGGUUACAAUAUAGAUCCUGGACCAAAGGUUGGUUUGGGUUAUAUACAGUACCAGUCAAAAGUUUGGACACACCUACUAAUUCAACUAUUUUAUACAUUGUAGAAUAAUAGUGAAGACUUCAAAACUAUGAAAUAACACAUAUGGAAUCAUGUAGUAACCAAAAAAGUGUUAAACAAAUCAAAAUAUAUUUUAUUUUUGAGAUUCUUUGCCUUGAUGACAGCUUUGCACACUCUUGGCAUUCUCUCAACCAGCUUCAUGAGGUAGUCACCUGGAAUGCAUUUCAAUUAGCAGGUUUACCUUCUUAAAGUUAAUUUGUGGAAUUUAUUUCCUUCUUAAUGCGUGUAGUGUAUCUUGUCGCUGCUGGUGCUCAUUGCUGUCAAACAAAGAGUCCGCUUAGGCUGCACUUUGAUUAGAAGUUUUAUUCAUAUCACAAGAUGUCAGCAUAAGUUUACAGACCCGCAGUGUCUGGAGAAACAGCGUCCCAAAAUAAUCUGUCUGUUUCUGACCCCCUCUCCCUCCAGCAUAUUCUUAUAAACAAUGCAAAAAUAUGGGUUGCUCCCUCUGCUGUCCAAUCACCUGUCUCCCCUGGGGCGUCACUCUACAAAUGACUACUUUUGCACUAAGAUAAACAUCCCCUCUUUGUUCCUCUAGAAUAGUCAUAAUGUUAAUAUACUACAUGUGAGCCAAUCAGUUGUGUUGUGACAAGCUAGUGGGGUAUACAGAAGAUAGCCAUAUUUGGUAAAAGACCAAGUCCAUAUUAUGGCAAGAAAAGCUCAAAUAAGCAAAGAGAAAUGACAGUCCAUCAUUACUUUAAGACAUGAAGGUCAGUCAAUACUGAACAUUUCAAGAACUUUUAAAGUUUCUUCAAGUGCAGUUGCAAAAACCAUCAAGAGGUAUGAUACAACUGGCUCUCAUGAGGACUGCCACAGGAAUGGAAGACCCAGAGUUACCUCUGCUGCAGAGGUCAAGCUCAUUAGAGUUACCAGCCUCAGAAAUUGCAGCCCAAAUAAAUGCUUCACAGAGUUCAAGUAACAGACACAUCUCAACAUCAACUGUUCAGAGGAGACUGUGUGAAUCAGGCCUUCAAUGUCGAAUUGCUGCAAAGAAACCACUUACUAAAGGACACCAAUAAGAAGAAGAGACUUGCUUGGGCCAAGAAACACGAGCAAUGGACAUUAGACCGGUGGAAAUCUGUCCUUUGGUCUGGACUCCAAAUUUGAGAUUUUUGGUUCAAACCGCCGUGUCUUUGUGAGACGCGGUGUGGGUGAACGGAUGAUCUCUGCAUGUGUAGCUCCCACCGUAAAGCAUGGAGGAGGAGGUGUUAUGGUGUGGGGGUGCUAUGCUGGUGAAACUGUCUGUGAUUGAUUUAGAAUUCAAGGCACACUUAACCAGCAUGGCUACCACAGCAUUCUGCAGCGAUACGCCAUCCCAUCUGGUUUGGGCUUAGUGGGAAUGUCAUUUGUUUUUCAACAGGACAAUGACCCAACACACCUCCAGGCUGUGUAAGGGCUAUUUUACCAAGAAGGAGAGUGAUGGAGUGCUGCAUCAGAUGACCUGGCCUCUACAAUCCCCUGACCUCAACCCAAUUGAGAUGGUUUGGGAUGAGUCAUUUACAUUUACAUUUUAGUCAUUUAGCAGACGCUCUUAACCAGAGCGACUUACAGGAGCAAUUAGGGUUAAGUGCCUUGCUCAAGGGCACAUUAACGUCAUUUAGCAGACGCUCUUAGCCAGAGCGACUCACAAAUUGGUGCGUUCACCCUAUAGCCAGUGGGAUAACCACUUUACAAUUUGGGGGGGGUUAGAAGGAAUACUUUAUCCUAUCCCAGGUAUUCCUUAAAGAGGUGGGGUUUCAAAUGUCUCCGGAAGGUGGUGAGUGACUCCGCUGUCCUGGCGUUGUGAGGGAGCUUGUUCCACCAUUGGGGUGCCAGAGCAGCGAACAGUUUUGACUGGGCUGAGCGGGAGCUAUGCUUCCGCAGAGGAAGGGGAGCCAGCAGGCCAGAGGUGGAUGAACGCAAUGUCCUUGUUUGGGUGUAGGGACUGAUCAGAGCCUGAAGGUACAGAGGUGCCGUUCCCCUCACUGCUCCAUAGGCAAGCACCAUGGUCUUGUAGCGGAUGCGAGCUUCAACUGGAAGCCAGUGGAGUGUGCGGAGGAGGGGGGUGACGUGAGAGAACUUGGGAAGGUUGAACACCAGACGGGCUGCGGCAUUCUGGAUGAGUUGUAGGGGUUUAAUGGCACAGGCAGGGAGCCCAGCCAACAGCGAGUUGCAGUAGUCCAGACGGGAGAUGACAAGUGCCUGGACCAGGACCUGCGCCGCUUCCUGUGUAAGGCAGGGUCGCACUCUCCGAAUGUUGUAGAGCAUGAACCUGCAGGAGCGGGUCACCGCCUUGAUGUUGGCGGAGAACGACAGGGUGUUGUCCAGGGUCACGCCUAGGCUCUUCGCACUCUGGGAGGAGGACACAGCGGAGUUGUCAACCGUGAUGGCGAGAUCAUGGAACGGGCAGUCCUUCCCCGGGAGGAAGAGCAGCUCCGUCUUGCCAGGGUUCAGCUUGAGGUGGUGAUCCGUCAUCCAUACUGAUAUGUCUGCCAGACAUGCAGAGAUGCGAUUCGCCACCUGGUUAUCAGAAGGGGGAAAGGAGAAGAUUAGUUGUGUAUCGUCAGCGUAGCAAUGAUAGGAAAGGCCAUGUGAGGAUAUGACAGAGCCAAGUGACUUGGUGUAUAGGGAGAAAAGGAGAGGGCCCAGAACCGAUCCCUGGGGGACACCAGUGGUGAGAGCACGUGGUGCGGAGACAGCUUCCCGCCACGCCACUUGGUAGGAGCGACCGGUCAGGUAGGACGCAAUCCAGGAGUGAGCCGCGCCGGAGAUGCCCAUCUCGGAGAGGGUGGAGAGGAGGAUCUGAUGGUUCACAGUAUCAAAGGCAGCAGACAGGUCUAGAAGGACAAGAGCAGAGGAGAGAGAGUUAGCUUUAGCAGUGCGGAGAGUCUCCGUGACACAGAGAAGAGCAGUCUCAGUUGAAUGACCAGUCCUGAAACCUGAUUGGUUUGGAUCAAGAAGGUCAUUCUGAGAGAGAUAGCAAGAGAGUUGGCUAAAGACGGCACGCUCAAUAGUUUUGGAAAGAAAAGAAAGAAGGGAUACUGGUCUGUAGUUGUUGACAUCAGUGGGGUCGAGUGUUGGUUUUUUGAGAAGGGGAGUAACUCUCGCUCUCUUGAAGACGGAAGGGACAUGGCCAGCGGUCAAGGAUGAGUUGAUCAGCGAGGUGAGGUAGGGGAGAAGGUCACCGGAGAUGGUCUGGAGAAGGGAGGAGGGGAUGGGGUCAAGCGGGCAGGUUGUUGGGCGGCCUGCAGUCACAAGUCGCAGGAUUUAUCUGGAGAGAGAGGGGAGAAAGAAGUCAAAGCAUAGGGUAGGGCAGUGUGAGCAGGACCAGCAGUGUCAUUUAACAAACGAGGAUCGGACAGACUUAACAAACGAGGAUCGGAUGUCGUCAACCUUCUUUUCAAAGUGGUUGACGAAGUCAUCCACAGAGAGAGAGGAGGGGGGGGGGGGGGGGAGGAUUCAGGAGGGAGGAAAAUGUGGCAAAGAGCUUCCUAGGGUUAGAGGCAGAUGCUUGGAAUUUAGAGUGGUAGAAGGUGGCCUUAGCAGCAGAAACAGAUGAAGAAAAUGUAGAGAGGAGGGAGUGAAAAGAUGCCAGGUCGGCAGGGAGUUUAGUUUUCUUCCAUUUCCGCUCCGCUGCCCGGAGCUCUGUUCUGUGAGCUCGCAAUGAGUCAUCAAGCCACAGAGCUGGAGGGGAGGACCGAGCCGGCCAGGAGGAUAGGGGACACAGAGAGUCAAAGGAUGCAGAAAGGGAGGAGAGGAGGGUUGAGGAGGCAGAAUCAGGAGAUUGGAGGGAGAAGGAUUGAGCAGAGGGAAGAGAUGAUAGGAUGGAAGAGGAGAGAGUAGUGGGAGAGAGAGAGCGAAGGUUGCGGCGGCGCAUUACCAUCUGUGUAGGGGCAGAGUGAGUAGUGUGGGAGGAGAGUGAGAGAGAAAAGGAAACAAAGUAGUGGUCGGAGACAUGGAGGGGAGUUGCAGUGAGAUUAGUAGAGGAGCAGCAUCUAGUGAAGAUGAGGUCAAGCGUAUUGCCUGCCUUGUGAGUAGGGGGGGACGGUGAGAGGGUGAGGUCAAAAGAGGAGAGGAGUGGAAAGAAGGAGGCAGAGAGAAAUGAGUCAAAUGUGGACAUAGGGAGGUUGAAAUCCCCCAAAACUGUGAGGGGUGAGCCAUCCUCAGGGAAGGAACUUAUCAAGGCGUCAAGCUCAUUGAUGAACUCUCCAAGGGAACCUGGAGGGCGAUAGAUGACAAGGAUAUUAAGCUUAAAUGGGCUAGUGACUGUGACAGCAUGGAAUUCAAAUGAGGAGAUAGACAGAUGGGUUAGGGGAAAAAUUGAGAAUGUCCACUUGGGAGAGAUGAGGAUUCCUGUACCACCACCCCUCUGACCAGAUGCUCUCGGGGUAUGCGAGAACACAUGGUCAGACGAGGAGAGAGCAGUAGGAGUAGCGGUGUUUUCAGUGGUGAUCCAUGUUUCCGUCAGCGCCAGGAAGUCGAGGGACUGGAGGUUGGCAUAGGCUGGGAUGAAGUCAGCUUUGUUGGCAGCAGAACGGCAGUUCCAGAGGCUGCCUGCGACCUGGAACUCCACGUGGGUGGUGCGUGCAGGGACCACCAGGUUGGAGAGGCAGCAGCCACGCGGUGUCGGACCGCAGAGUGAAGGAAAAGCAGCCAACAAGUGCUCAGCAUAUGUGGGAACUCCUUCAAGACUGUUGGAAAAGCAUUCCAGGUGAAGCUGGUUGAGAGAAUGCCAAGAGUGUGCAAAGCUGUCAUCAAGGCAAAGGGUGGCUAUUUGAAGAAUCUCAAAUAUAUUUUGAUUUGUUUAACACUUUUUUGGUUACUACAUGAUUCCAUGUGUUAUUUCAUAGUUUUGAUGUCUUCACUAUUAUUCUACAAUGUAGAAAAUAGUCAAAAUAAAGAAAAACUCUUGAAUGAGUAGGUGUGUCCAAACUUUGGACUGGUAGUGUAGAUCCUGACCCAAAGAUUGGUCCAGGAUCUAUAUAAUCCAACCCUAAGGUAGUGUUGAAUUAUAAUAUACACUAUAUGUGCAAAAGUAUUGGCAGUAGAAUCGCCUUACUGAAGAGCUCAGUGACUUUCAACGUGGCACCAUCAUAGGAUGCCACCUUUCCAAGAAGUCAGUUCGUCAAAUGUCUGCCCUGCUAGAUCUGCCCCAGUCAACUGUAAGUGCUGUUAUUGUGAAGUGGAAACGUCUAGGAGCAACAACGGCUCAGCCGCGAAGUGUUCACAGAACAGCUCAGCCACACAAGCUCACAGAACAGGACCGCUGAAGCACGUAGCGCAUAAAAAUCGCCUGUCCUGGUUGCGUAGCGCUGUUCUUGGUUGCAACACUCACUACCGAGUUCCAAACUGCCUCUGGAAGCAAUGUCAGCACAAGAACUGUUCGUCGGGAGCUUCAUGAAAUGGGUUUCCAUGGCCGAGCAGCCGCACACAAGCCUAAGAUCGCCAUGCGCAAUGCCAAGCGUCGGCUGGAGUGGUGUAAAGCUCGCCGCCAUUGGACUCUGGAGCAGUGGAAACGCGUUCUCUGGAGUGAUGAAUCACGCUUCACCAUCUGGCAGUCCGACAGACGAAUCUGGGUUUGGCGGAUGCCAGGAGAACUCUACUUGCCCCAAUGCAUAGUGCCAACUCUAAAGUUUGGUGGAAGAUGAAUAAUGGUCUGGGGCUGUUUUUCACGGUUCGGGCUAGGCCCCUUAGUUCCAGUGAAGGGAAAUCUUAACGCUACAACAUACAAUGACAUUCUAGAUGAUUCUGUGCUUCCAACUUUGUGGCAACAGUUUGGGGAAGGCCCUUUCCUUAGUGGACACUUCCCACAGUGUAAUAUAGUUAGUGGACACUUCCCACAGUGUAAUGUAGUUAGUGGACACUUCCCACAGUGUAAUGUAGUUCAUCAUCUUCUGUGUUUUAGGGUGACAAAGGAAGAGAUGGGUUCAACUAUCCUGGACAAAGAGGAGAAACGGUACAGUUUGACAUUUGACAAGAUGAAUGUGGUCAGCUCAAGAGUUCAAAAUACUGUUGUAUUGUGAUGCUGUCUGUCUGUCUGUCUGUCUGUCUGUCUGUCUGUCUGUCUGUCUGUCUGUCUGUAUGUAUGUCAGGGAGUCAGAGGGGAUAAAGGACAUCCAGGCCCUUUGGGAAGCAGAGGGAACUGUGGCAGCAAAGGAGAAGCUGGGAAGAAAGGACCAAAUGGUGAACCGGUAAGCUCCAGCUGCUGUCGUGAACAGCUGAAUAUACACUUGGAAGAUGUUAUAUCCAUUAAUGUGGAUGGUUAGCCUAGGAUUAGUUUAUAUCCAUUAAUGUGGAUAGUUAGCCUAGGAUUAGUUUAUAUCCAUUAAUGUGGAUGGUUAGCCUAGGAUUAGUUUAUAUCCAUUAAUGUGGAUAGUUAGCCUAGGAUUAGUUUAUAUCCAUUAUCCAUCAGUUGUGUACUACGUCAUCCAGUUGUGUACUACGUCAUCCAGUUGUGUACUACGUCAUCCAGUUGUGUACUACGUCAUCCAGUUGUGUACUACGUCAUCCAGUUGUGUACGACGUCAUCCAAUUUGUGCAAUAUGUUAGGAAUGUUGUGCUUAAGAUCCCAGAGUGCAUCUUUAAGUGGUGAAGUUCAGGGUUACCCUGGUAGUUGCUAACCUUAGAGCAUUCUGGAAGGGAGGAGUCAGUGCUCUAAAGAACACGUUUGUGUUCUAUUCUUGAGAAGUGGUGAGCUGAGUAACGUGUUUGGGCUCACUGAAGUCACUGAAGAACCUGUCUUUGUGUUGUUGUUGUCCAGGGGCAUCCAGGUCAACAGGGAGUGGAUGGGAGGAGAGGAGCCAGAGGAGGACCUGGGGCUCCUGUAAGACAGUCAUCAGCGGCUGGCUGCGUUACUCAGACUCUGAUCAGACAUUACAACUGUAGAAGAACAUUAUGCUUACUGUUCAAGCUCCCCUCAAUGUCUGUUUACCCAUCGGUACACUUUUUUCUUACAGGGUGAUCCUGGACCAGAGGGAGACCCUGGCCUUUCUGUAA
Coregonus sp. 'balchen' is the source of this 18334-nucleotide messenger RNA. The record is from the annotation of a GenBank genome assembly. Lineage: Eukaryota; Metazoa; Chordata; Actinopteri; Salmoniformes; Salmonidae.